CGGGGGCCGAGAGGUGGCGCGUGCGCGGCGGAAGUAGGUGCGCGUGACGGGGUGCGCCGCAAGCGCCGGCUACGUUGCGGGAAGGGAAGCCCGCCCUGGGGCGGCGGGGCUCGGCUGCUGCGAGGAGGUGGUGGGCUGGUUCGGACGCGGGUCGAGGCUGUAGCAGGACUCCAGGAAGAUGUUACCGAGUACUUCAGUGAAUUCCUCAGUGCAGGGGAACGGAGUCUUGAAUUCCAGGGAUGCAGCAAGACACACAGCCGGAGCGAAACGCUACAAAUAUCUGAGAAGGCUUUUCCGCUUUCGGCAGAUGGACUUUGAAUUUGCUGCCUGGCAGAUGCUCUACCUGUUCACGUCCCCACAGAGAGUUUACAGAAAUUUUCAUUAUCGAAAACAGACGAAGGACCAGUGGGCCAGAGAUGACCCUGCUUUCUUGGUCCUGUUAAGUAUCUGGCUCUGUGUGUCCACUAUAGGAUUUGGCUUUGUGCUGGACAUGGGAUUCUUUGAGACAAUAAAGCUUCUCCUUUGGGUUGUAUUCAUAGAUUGUGUAGGCGUUGGUCUUCUGAUAGCAACUUUAAUGUGGUUCAUCUCUAACAAGUAUUUAGUGAAACGACAGAGCAGAGACUAUGAUGUGGAAUGGGGCUAUGCUUUUGAUGUGCAUCUCAAUGCUUUUUAUCCACUCCUGGUCAUUUUGCAUUUUAUCCAGCUUUUUUUCAUCAACCAUGUUAUCCUGACAGACACAUUUAUUGGAUAUUUAGUUGGAAAUACCUUAUGGUUGGUUGCAGUUGGUUAUUAUAUCUAUGUAACUUUCCUGGGAUACAGUGCAUUGCCAUUUUUGAAAAAUACAGUAAUUCUUCUGUAUCCAUUUGCACCUCUGAUUCUGCUCUACGGGCUGUCCCUGGCACUGGGAUGGAACUUCACCCAUACUCUGUGUUCUUUCUAUAAGUACAGAGUGAAAUAAAAAAAAGUGAGAAUAUUCAAUUAUAACUGUGUCAACAGUAUUGUGAAGUGAUCAUUUCUUGUAAAACUUGUAAAUAAACUAUCUUUGUAGGUAUCUUAAAGGUGUAAAGUUUGCAAAUUUGAAGAAAUAUAUAUUAACUCUGUGGUCAGGUACAUUCCUUAAAACUAAUUAAAUGUACAUUUCUAUAAUAAAUAUUUUUUAAACUAAAA
This is a messenger RNA of Piliocolobus tephrosceles (Ugandan red Colobus), 1167 nucleotides long. It is a transcript of the gene UNC50, whose product is annotated as unc-50 inner nuclear membrane RNA binding protein. Bases 179 to 958 code for a protein of 259 amino acids. NCBI's taxonomy places the organism in Eukaryota, Metazoa, Chordata, Mammalia, Primates, Cercopithecidae. Gene Ontology annotation, cellular component: Golgi membrane. The record is from RefSeq and is a predicted model, not a curated record. The transcript has 6 exons.